Helianthus annuus (common sunflower) is the source of this 1575-nucleotide messenger RNA. Its product is annotated as transcription factor MYBS3. Gene Ontology annotation, molecular function: DNA binding; zinc ion binding. Gene Ontology annotation, biological process: response to gibberellin; response to auxin; response to ethylene. The record is from RefSeq and is a predicted model, not a curated record. The transcript is spliced from 4 exons. Lineage: Eukaryota; Viridiplantae; Streptophyta; Magnoliopsida; Asterales; Asteraceae. The coding region runs from base 199 to 1212 and encodes 337 amino acids.
AUCAUAUAAUCUUAUUAAUAAAUUCCCCACCAACAUCAAUCCAAAACCCUAAUCCAUUCCAAUCCAAUCUUCCAAAAUCCCAAUUCUUCACUACCCAAUUCAACAACCAAUUAUUGGGUAUUUUAUCUUCAACCCGCAACAAACAAUCCAAUCAAUCCCAAUAACAUUUCACUAACACAAUCACUUAAUCAACCAACCAUGAGACGAUGCUCUCAUUGCAGCAACAACGGGCACAAUUCAAGAACUUGCCCCAAUCGGGGCGUGAAGUUAUUCGGGGUCCGGAUUACAGAUGGGUCGAUCCGUAAGAGUGCAAGUAUGGGGAACUUGACCCACUACACCGGAUCCGGAACCAGCAAUUUGUUAAAUGGGUUUUCCGGCGGCGGCGGUGGUGACGGUGAGUCGCCGGGAGAUACUCCGGAUCAUAACGCCGCCGGUGAUGGGUACGGGUCGGAGGAUUUUGUUGCCGGGUCGUCUUCUAGCCGUGAAAGGAAAAAAGGUGUUCCUUGGACAGAGGAAGAACAUAGGAUGUUCUUAUUAGGUUUGCAAAAGCUUGGAAAAGGCGAUUGGCGUGGAAUUGCUAGAAAUUAUGUCAUCACAAGAACGCCAACUCAAGUUGCGAGCCAUGCCCAAAAGUAUUUCAUUAGACAAUGCAAUGUUUCUAGAAGAAAGAGACGGUCCAGCCUCUUUGACAUCGUAGCUGAUGAUGGUCAAGACACUCAUAUGAACCCGUCGCAACCAGAGACGCCAUCCAUAAACAACCCAUUGACCAUACCAACGCUAGAAGAAGAAGAAGAAGGCGAGUCAAUGGAUUCCGCAAACUCAACCACGGUUGAACCGACACCCGCACCACUAAAUCUCGAACCAUCACAAUACAUGUAUCCCGUCAUGUUUCCAGCAUACGUGUCUUCAUUCAUACCGGUCGCGAUCCCCUACUGGCCCGGACCGGGGUCCGGUCAAGAUCAAGCUUCUUCGCUUCAAACAGAGUCUCACGAGGUUAUCAAGCCAACAGCGGUUCAUUCGAAGAGCCCGAUAAAUGUCGAUGAUCUUGUUGGCAUGUCGAAGUUGACGUUAGGGGAGUCGAUCGGUGACGGUGCACCGAGUUCGCUUAAAGUGGUUGGAGGAUUGAGCGGGCAGUCUGCGUUCCAUGCGAGUAAUCCGGGUCAAAGAAGUUCUAGAUUGGAUUCAAACCAUAGUCCUAUUCAUGCAGUUUAGAUGCCUGUUGUGUGGGUUCUUUUUGGAGUUUUAUGUUUGGAAAUAGUUGAAGUUGAACUAGUCUGCUUUGGACUACCUUUAAAGUUGACCUGUUCCAAGAGUCUUAAACCUAUAAAGGACCGAGUGAGCAAACCUUUGCUCGUGUUCCGCUGAUGUUGGAGCGAGUUUUGAGUUGGUAGGAGCGCGCUGAUGUUGGAGCGAGUUUUGAGUUGGUAGGAGCGAGUUUCGAGUCACCGAGCUAUUAAACAACCAUAGUUGUGACUUGUGAGUUUACUAAUGGCGUCAUGGGUAUGAUUAAAAUUGUUAAGUUUUGAAGUGAGUAUGUUUAACAUUAUUAUCUUUAUUUGAGAAAUAUUGUUUGAA